AUGUCAAUUAACCAAUUAGAAGCAGACUAUGUAUUUGUCUAUGGUGACAAGAAAUCCAAUGAAUUAACUUCAUUGAUUGAAUUGUUACAUGACAAAGGAUUUUACACUCAAAUUAGAGAUAAUGAUGAGAAUUCGUUGUUAGUAUUCUUGAAAAUUGCUAGUUAUAGAUAUAGUGAAUUGGCUGAAAAAGAUUUGAUUAAGAACUAUGAAUUUGGAGUUGUUUCAUCAAUUGAUAAUCAAGCUGAUAAGUUGAGAAUUAUCAAUGAAUAUUUAACCGGUUCCACUAUUGAUGAUUUAAAUUUGAAUAAAUUCAAACAUGUUAAAGAUUUGACUCCAAUUACACCUAUCAUCAAAUUUUCAACUAUUUAUCAAGAUGUGUCUAAACAUUUGUUGAACUUCCAAAACCCUUCAUCAAAUUUCAUCAAAGAGAAUUUCGGUAUUCAUAUUGCUAUUUAUUUCGAAUUUUUGAAAUAUUUACUUGUGUGGUUAUUCUUUUUAUCGAUCUUUGGAUUAAUUAGUUACUUCAAAUCCAAACAUGUAUUCUCAUUAACUUAUUGCUUUGUCAAUUUGAUUUGGGGGGUUUUAUUCAUCAGUUUUUGGAAAAAAAGAGAAAAAUACUUGAUCAAUUACUGGGGUAAUGCUAAUUAUCAUUACAUUCAAGAUCAUAAAUUGAAAUUAGUCAAUAUCAACGAAUACUUUGAAACCAAAUCUUCUUAUAAACAUAACUCCAAUUAUGAAGGGUAUAAGUUUUUGAAACAAUUGAUUUUCGUUCCUAUCAGUUUAAUUUUCAUGGCUGUUUUAGUUUGUUAUCAAUUAUGUUGUUUUGCAUUAGAAAUCUUCAUAAAUGAAAUUUAUGAUGGUCCAGGAAAAUCCUUCGUUUCUUUAGUUCCGACUGUUUUAAUUUCAGUUUUCGUACCAAUCUUUUCAAUGGUUUACAAUGCUGUGGUUAAUGUUGUUAUCAAAUUAGAAAAUCAUAAUAACUCCUACACAGAAAGUAACUCAAUUUUGAUUAAACAAUUCAUUUUGAACUUUUUAACAAGUUAUAUGCCCUUAUUGAUAACUUCUUUCAUUUACUUACCAUUUGCUCAUUUAAUCAAACCAAAUUUAACUAUGAUCAGAUCAUCAAUCGAAUCGAAUUUGAACUCCGAUUCUAUCUAUUAUAAAUACUUGACCCAUUUGAAGAACCAAAGUGAAUUCAAUAUGAAUCAAGAUAGAUUAAACUUACAAUUCAACUAUUUCAUCGUUACUAAUCAAGUAGUACAAUUGGUCAUGAAAUAUGUUUUACCUCACAUUAUCAGUUUCGUUAUGUCAUUUGUCUCACCAAAAACCUAUAAACCUAAAGAUAACGAAGAAGAAGCAAAAUGGUUGGACAAUGUCCGUAAAUACGUUUCAUUACCAUAUUAUAAUGUUAAUGAUGAUUUUAGAUUUAUCGUUGUUAAUUUUGGUUAUCUUGUAUUAUUUGGACCUGUUUGGUCUUUAGCUCCAUUAAUUACCAUGAUUUUCUUCAUUAUAACUAUCAAAUUGGAUUAUUUCAAAUUAUUGAAUGGUAAAUAUUUCAAACCUCCAGUUCCUGAAAGAGUGGAUUCUAUCUACCCAUGGAAUUACGGUUUAUUCAUCUUGUCCUGGAUAGGUUCAAUUGUUGCUCCCGCAAUUACUACCUUUUAUAGACACGGAAAUUUACCUCCUAAAUCAAUGGGUCAAUUUACCUUGGAUAAAGCUAGUAUCAAUGUCAAAACCUCCAACUUAAUUUUCAUUUUAUUGAUUUCUGAACAUGUGUUCUUGAUCAUUUGGUUUGUCCUCAAUAAAAUCUUUAGUUUAUUCAAAUCCGAUAUCGAAUGGGAAAAUGAUUUCUCCGAUAAUGAUAUCAAGUUGAGACACGAUUAUUAUUCAGGUAAAGUCAAAGGUUCAUUCCCAGUUAUAGGUGAUGGUGAAUGGGAAGGUUUCCAAGCUAAAGAUUCAAUCACUCAAGCUACUUCAAUCAUUGAAGGUGGAGCCCCAGUUGUUACCUCAUCUGUUCCAGUGGGUAAAUCUUCAGGUAUCGAUACCAGAGAUUAUCAAGAGUUAAAGAAUGUCAAAGACAAAUCUGAUGAUAUCAUCAAAGUACCAAGUCAAGAAGGUGGCUCAGAAUUUGCAACCAUUGAUAACGUUCAACAUAUUGAUCCAAAAGGAGAUUUCAACGAAGUUGAAAAUAGAUAUCAACAAGAUUUCGAAGCCAAAAACAACUUACCACAAGCCGAAGAUAUCGUACAAGGAAAUAAUGGUGAAGAGGAAGAGGAAGAAGAAAUCGAAGACAUCGAAGAUAACGAUUCAACACCUUCAUCAGGUUCGAAACCAAAAAAGAGAAGUCCUUUAAAGAAAUUAUUGAAGAGAAAUAAGUAG
Messenger RNA from Yamadazyma jaroonii, 2379 nucleotides. Lineage: Eukaryota; Fungi; Ascomycota; Pichiomycetes; Serinales; Debaryomycetaceae. The record is from the annotation of a GenBank genome assembly.